This is a messenger RNA of Spirometra erinaceieuropaei, 966 nucleotides long. Lineage: Eukaryota; Metazoa; Platyhelminthes; Cestoda; Diphyllobothriidea; Diphyllobothriidae. The record is from the annotation of a GenBank genome assembly.
AUGACCAACACCGACGCCGUCAGAGACAAAUUCUACGAGGACCUGCACGCCCUCUUGGCGACUGUGUCGAAGGCGGACAAGUUGAUUGUCCUUGGUGACUUCAACGCCCGCGUCGGCACAGACCAUACUGCCUGGAGGGGAGUGCUGGGUCCCCACGGUCUCCGCGGCUCAAACGACAAUGGUCUGCUGCUUCUCCGCACCUGCUCAGAACACCGCCUCAUCCUGACGAACACGCUCUUCUGUCUGCCGGAGCGAGAGAAGGCCACUUGGAGGCAUCCUCGGUCGCGUCAGUGGCACCUGCUGGACUAUGUCCUCGUCCGGAGGCGAGAUCAGCGGGACGUGCUGGUGACGAAGGCGAUCGCGGGUGCUGACGGGUGGACCGACCAUCGCCUCGUCAUCUCGAAGAUGCGUAUUCGCCUACAGCCUCGCAGGAGACCACAAGGUAAGCGACCCCCAGGUAAGCUGAAUGUUGCCUUGUUGUCUUUGCCCGCUCACCAUCUCCAUUUCAGCAAUGAGCUAGCUCAACGGCUAGACAACCUUCCUAUCGCUGCCGACGCCGCCACUGCCGAAAACGCCUCCGUUGAGAACCGCUGGUGUCAACUGCGAGACACGGUCCAGGCGACGGCGCUCGCCGUCCUCGGUCGCGCUCCCCGCCAACACCAGGACUUGUUCGACGACAACGACGCCGCCAUCAGAAAUCUGCUUGCUGAGAAGAACCGCCUAAACAAAGCCUACGUAGAUCACCCCACUGAUGCCACCAAAUCUGCCUUCUACCGCAGUCGCCGACAGCUUCAGCAACGACUGCGCGAGAUGCAGGACGCCUGGACUGCUCGCAAAGCUGAGGAGAUCCAAGGAUACGCGGACCACAACGAAUGGAAGAACUUCUUCUCUGCGAUCAAAGCUGUCUACGGUCCGCCGACGAAGGCACUGCUCCUCUCCUCAGCGCCGACGGCAACACUCUCCUGA